AUGGAUCAGUGUUACAGUACUGACGGGCAGUUCUGGUUCAAACACAGUUUUGAGCUUGAGCCGAUUUACGAGAAGAAGGUUUUCCUGGUUGUGGAGGGAAGGAAUAUCGAGAUUGACAAGAAUAUCCUCUCGAAAAACUCAACGUAUUUUGCCGAUUUGUUGAACAGCGAUAGAACUGAAUUCCCGAUUGAGAACGUUAUUUGUUCUGAAAUGAAGCAGAUUCUCAGAAUUCUUGAUUCCGAACCACAGGUUCCCAAUGUGUUUCGCUUUCCCGCAAUUCUUCAACUUGCCGAAAACUUCAAAAUCCCAUCAGUCCGACUUUUUAUCGAAUUUUAUCUAAUGUUAUACGAUGAGAUGCCGUUAAAAGAGAAAAUAGAGAUGGCCGACAAAUUCGGCAUGAACAAUCUCUGGAACAAUUUUGCAAUGCUAUAA
This is a messenger RNA of Caenorhabditis briggsae, 432 nucleotides long. Gene Ontology annotation, molecular function: protein binding. The record is from RefSeq and is a predicted model, not a curated record. The transcript has 3 exons. Bases 1 to 432 code for a protein of 143 amino acids. Lineage: Eukaryota; Metazoa; Nematoda; Chromadorea; Rhabditida; Rhabditidae.